Oncorhynchus kisutch (coho salmon) is the source of this 1159-nucleotide messenger RNA. RefSeq names its product ribosomal protein L28 (gene rpl28). The transcript has 4 exons. The record is from RefSeq and is a predicted model, not a curated record. The coding region runs from base 702 to 1115 and encodes 137 amino acids. Gene Ontology annotation, biological process: translation. Gene Ontology annotation, molecular function: structural constituent of ribosome. Gene Ontology annotation, cellular component: ribosome. Lineage: Eukaryota; Metazoa; Chordata; Actinopteri; Salmoniformes; Salmonidae.
GAAGCCUAAGAGGGUUUUAUAAAUAAGCAUCAUCCAGUGAGUCUUGCGACUGGUAUACAGAGAGAACCAGUUUACAGAGGAGUAUAGAGUGCAGUGAUGUGUCCUAUAAGGAGCAUUGGUGGCAAAUCUGAUGGCCGAAUGGUAAAGAACAUCUAACCGCUCGAGAGCACCCUUACCUGCCGAUCUAUAAAUUGUCUCCGUAAUCUAGCAUGGGUAGGAUGGUCAUCUGAAUCAGGCUUAGUUUGGCAGCUGGGGUGAAAGAGGAGCGAUUUACGAUAGAGGAAACCAAGUCUAGAUUUAACUUUACCCUGCAGCUUUGAUAUGUGCUGAGAGAAGGACAGUGUACCGUCUAGCCAUAGUCCCAAGUACUUGAAUGAGGUGACUACCUCAAGCUGUAAACUCUCAGAGGUAGUAAUAACACCUGUGAGGAAGCACAGAGGCUAGGAAAAACUUGCUAGCCAUUUAGUAAAUUCAAUUUACUUCAGUUUGCCAACGUGGAUGGUAAAUUAGGUGCAUUUUUGAAAACUACAGGAAAUGGGACUCCAACCUGUCCUGUAAAAUGGCUGUUUUAUAGCCUGGUUUUUAGCAAACAUUAGAACAAGUACUGAGUAAGCUAAUGUUAGUUUUUGGGGGAACAUGUGUCUUUGGUUACUGUUAUGUAACUUCUAUUGACGCUUCUUGUCUGCCCCAGGUUUGUCAACAUGUCGUCUCAUCUGCAGUGGAUGGUCAUUAGGAACUGCUCCAGCUUCCUCAUCAAGAGGAAUGGACAGACCUACAGUACCGAGCCCAACAACCUGAAGUCCAAGAACUCUUUCCGUUUCAACGGCCUAGUGCACAGAAAGACUGUUGGUGUUCAGCCUGCAGCUGAUGGCAAGGGUGUGGUUAUCGUGCUGAAGAAGCGCGCAGGCCAGCGCAAGCCUGCCACUUCAUAUGAGAAGAUCACCAUCAACAAGAACUCCCGCGCCACUCUGAGCAGCCUGAGGCACAUCAUCCGCAAGAACAACUACAGGAAGGACCUGCGCAUGGCUGUGAUGCGUCGUGCCAGCGCCAUCCUGAUGAGCCAGAAGCCUGUGGUGGUAAAGAAAAGGCGUUCCAAGGCUGCCAAAACCGCAUAAAUAGUUGAAAAAUUACGACAAAUAAAAACAUUUUUUGAAAAACA